AAUCGUACAUUGUGUAUUUUAGUUGACAUAAAAUUCAUCAUUCGGGCUGGUAAAAAGUAAAAUCUGUAUAAUCAUUUCGGAAAAUCUAGUACAUUCGCUUUAAAAACGGAUGGUAGCACUGCAUUUGUAGCGACGACACUGAUGGAUUGUUACGCGCACGAGAGUUAAAAUAAUUAUACUAAAAUAGACAUGUGCAAAGAGAACACGUAUUCAUAUUCAUUUGUACACGCAUAAAACAUUUAACUUUAAAAAGGUGGUCAAGUCGUGCAGGUUGUGUUUGUGUUGAAGACAACUGCAUUAGUUUAUGUGGGUCAUUUUACGGGGUACUUAUUAAAAAAAUUAUUUGACACGGUAUCUACACACAUAGACGUACGUUCAUAUGUACAUAUAUGCACGCGAGUGAAAAUUGCAAACUCAAGUGUAGCGUGUAGCGUGUGUGUAAUUUUGAUAUUUUCCGCGCCCUGUCAUACUGUCAAGUGCUCCCGGUUUUUGUUUUGUCGGUUUCACCGUUGCCACCCGCUCAACAAGAAUGCCGCUACUUGCCUAUAAAGAACGUCACAUUCUCAGUCCCCAGCAGCUGCGCAAGCUUACCGAACACAAAUACUCGUGCUUUAGCGCAAGCCUGCUGGAUCCUCUGCUGCAGCCCUGGUGGAAUUGGUUGGUCGCCCAAACGCCACUUUGGCUGGCACCUAAUCUAAUAACAAUUGUUGGUCUAAUACUCAAUAUUGUAACAACUUUGAUAUUAAUAUGCUAUAGUCCAAAUGGUAUUGAUCCACCGCCACGUUGGACUUGCUUUCUGUGUGCUCUUGGCCUGUUUGUCUAUCAAAGUCUGGACUCUAUUGAUGGGAAGCAGGCGCGCCGUACCAACACUUCAUCGCCUCUAGGCGAACUUUUUGACCAUGGCUGUGAUUCCAUAUCAACUAUAUUUGUGGCUUUAUCGGCGUGUAUAUCCUGCCAACUCGGUCACUAUCCAAACUGGCUUUUCUUUCAGUGUUUUUGCGCUAUUGCAUUGUUCUAUUGUGCCCAUUGGCAGACGUAUGUCUCCGGGACGAUGCGUUUCGGACGAAUCGAUGUCACGGAGGCGCAGUUCUCCAUUAUUGCCAUACAUUUGGUUUCGGCUGCCCUGGGACCCGAAGUCUGGCUGACGAAGAUUCCAAUCGUGGGAGUUUCAUGGAAUUACACAAUUUUAUUAUUUAUCACAUUCGGUUAUACUUUAAAUAUAAUCAGUUUUCUCAAAAUGUUUAUUCAAGGCGGCAGUGGCAAAAACGGCUCAUCAGUUGCUGGAACCAGUGUAUUAUCACCUAGUAUACCACUGACUUUAGUAGUGCUGCCAGCACUGAUGAUAGCGCAAAAGUCACCGGAUAACAUUUUCACUGAACAUGCUUCUGUUUUUAUUCUGGCUUUUGGAAUGGUAGCUGCCAAAAUUACCAACAAGCUGGUGAUAGCUCAUAUGACUAAGGCGGAAAUGGAGUACCUAGACUGGUCGCUAUUGGGUCCCGGAUUAUUGUUCCUGAAUCAGUACUUUAAUUGUAUUGUACCAGAGAUUUGGCUGCUCUGGUUUACGCUAGCCUGGAGCACACAGGAUCUAUUGCGUUACUGUGCGCAGGUUUGCCUAGAGAUUUGUCAUCAUCUUCGCAUCGAACUAUUUAGAAUUCCGUAUAGUCCUAAGGUUUCGAACACUAUUUCGGUGGGUAGCCAAAGCAACUUUGGAGCUGACAAAAAUGGUGGCACUUCACACCGAAAGUCUAAGAGCAAAGCUCACUAGAGCAAUAAGUCGAUUUAAUUUUUCAAAUAAUUACGGUGUUUAGCCAAAGUUUAACCAAAUUUGAACUCAACCCAACAAAAUUUACCGUCGAAAUGUUAAUACGAAACAAAUUAUAGCAUAAUUAAUUUAUAACUGUUAUUGUAACACAAAAAAAAGGAGGCAUACCGAUAUUAAUUUUAUGCUUAUAUAAUAUAUUAGGUAUAUAAAUAUAUUUUAUAUAUUUUUGUGUAAAUUGUAAAAAAAUACGAUGUAGCCUAUAGUAUUUUAUUGUGUGCUAAAUGUUGUUUAGUGCAAAAAAGGAGAUAAAAUCACAUGCCAAAAGAAAACACUCAAUUUUUGGCUUGCUUAAAGCUCAAUAUAUGGCCAAACCCAAAUGAAACAAAGACAGACAAUGCGUAUUUAGGACUCUCUUUAUUUCCUUAUUUAUAUCUAUUGGGCGUGCGCCUGAAUCUUUAUGAUCUAUUUGUGUUAUUCCGUUAUAAUUAUAUUAUAAUUGAUGUUGAUAUAUUAGUUACUCACUGAGAAUAUAUAACACAUAAAAUGUAUGUUCGCAAGAAUAUUAAUACUGAAUAUGAUCACCGAUUUUGAAAAGACAUUGCUCAUUAUUCAACAACCAACCUUUGAUGCCUGAAAUGCAGAAGAAAAUGAGCAGCAGACACAAAGCUUUUAGCUGUUUAAAACAUUGAGUUUAUUCCGAUGAACAGAUCACACAAUAUCGAAUCUGUCGUCCAAAGAAAUAAUGCUUUUGUUCUAAAUAUAUUUGGUAAUAAUAUAUUUAUUUAGUCAGAGUGGAGAUAGGUUACCAAGACGGUGAUCAAAGAACGUGUGACCUCGCUAAAAUAAUAUAUCCAUACUUUAAUAUAUGUUGUAUGUAAAUAACAACUACUAGAUACAUAUAUAAAUUUAAAUAAGCUUUUUUAAA
Molecule: messenger RNA, 2687 nt
Organism: Drosophila grimshawi
Lineage: Eukaryota; Metazoa; Arthropoda; Insecta; Diptera; Drosophilidae
Gene: bbc
Product: choline/ethanolaminephosphotransferase 1
Exons: 6
Coding region: 530-1765 (411 amino acids)
Biological process (GO): phosphatidylethanolamine biosynthetic process
Cellular component (GO): Golgi apparatus; endoplasmic reticulum membrane
Molecular function (GO): diacylglycerol cholinephosphotransferase activity; ethanolaminephosphotransferase activity
Source: RefSeq, a predicted model, not a curated record